This is a messenger RNA of Auanema sp. JU1783, 519 nucleotides long. The record is from the annotation of a GenBank genome assembly. Lineage: Eukaryota; Metazoa; Nematoda; Chromadorea; Rhabditida; Rhabditidae.
AUGUUGUAUGCUAUUCUGAAAUGGAAUCAAAAAGAGCUGGCUUCUACAUCACAAAGCACAUUUUCUUAUGAUCUCAGUAAACGAUACCAGUUGAAAGAGAACGUUUUCUCGACUAAUGUACUUCUUACUUUUACAACAACUUUGGCUAUCACAAAUUUUGUUUUAAUUCCUCUUCUCAUUAUUGUUAAAUUGGGAUUUGGGGAAAUCAUCGGAAUGUGUGGCACUAUCCUACACUUUGAAAUAUUCAGUCUGUGGAAUCAAAUUAUCUUCUCAUUGAUUCCUUUCCUCAAUCUCCUGAUACAUCCUAUUUUUCGAACUGCUGUAAGAGAACAUCCAAUAAUCAAAAAAUACUUUUAUAAGAAACAUGACAACGAGAACAACAUCAAGAAAGAGACGAGAAUAUACUUCGAUGGUUUGCGUAACCAGUGGGAUAACUCUUACUCAGUGAAAACAACAAGCAAUGUUGAACAGACUGCUAACUAUAAACCAUCAAGAAAGGAGAAAUAUCCAAAACAAUAG